UUAUUUCUUUUUGUUCUUCACGUUUGUGAUUUGCCAUUAAAUUGUUGAGUAUAGUAUUAGGUAGUAGCUACUAAUAUUUCUAAAAGGGUGUUAAAUAUGUCUAAGUACAAAUACCUUAUUAUUAUUUUAAUGAUUAUGAAAUCACUAUCUUAUUCAAAAGCAGCAGAUUUUAGUAAUAUAUUCAUAUUGGACGAAAGUUGUGAAGAUUUUAAUAAAAGGAUGGAAGAACAAGGUUUACCGUUAAUUGGCCAAACAUUUGAGACAUAUGAAGAGAGUUUUAAGUUAAACGCAGAAUAUCAAAGAAAAAACAUCCACCAACUUAAUAAGGAAGAAUACACUGUAUUAAUGAAUAGUAUACCCAGAAUAAAUGAUACACUUGAAGACGUCAAUAAAAGAAAUAGUUAUGAUGUUGAACAAGGUACAACAAGGUACAACAACAAGAUACAACAAGAAUUUGAAGACAGCAAGGGAAAAGGUGAAUACAAAUUACAACAAUAUAGUGAGAUCAUUUUCAAGCAAUUAAAAAUUCGAUAUCCUCAAAUAUAUGAAACUUAUUAUGAGUAUAGUAGAAGGCUGAAAGAAAACAAGCUAGAGCCUCUUGGAAAAGAAUUUGUCAAUUGGUUAAAGAUGUUGUUUCCGAUAUUUGGUGAAACGUAUGAUGAAUAUACAAAGAGAAUGGAGGAAAAAUUGCUUAUUCCAAUGCAACGAGAAUCUUUUAUUUUGUACCAAAUUUAUUAUCCGAUUCCUUGGGUAGAAUAUAAACAAUUCAACAAAACUAUGGACUUUUUAGGAAAAAGCAAUAUAUUUCCAGCUUUAGGCUUGGAGAAGUUUCCCCAAGAAAUAUUUGACUAUUUAAAAAGCCAAUUUCCUGAACCAUUUGAAAGUCAAGAAAGUUUUGAUAAAAGGAUAUUUGUCAAUAAAGUAUACGAUCGUAUUUUUUCAAAAAGAAUAUAUCCAAAAAUGUCAGAAACGUUUUUGGAAUACAUGGAACGAAUUGAAAAUAUUUUUUUCCCAAAACAAUCUGAGAUAAAAGAUUAUAUUUAUAAUGAAUACAAAAUAAAAUUUUUAACACAAAUAUCUAAAACUUCUUUUAAGAAUUAUAAAAAAUAUUAUCCAGAAUUCAAUUUAGAUUAUAGUGAAAUUAGACGUUCAACAAACAACGAUAAUAUAAUAGUUACAAUAUCGUUGUCAACAAGAAUGCCAAUCGUAUUUGAAACUUUUCCACACUACAAACAAAGAAUGUUUAUGCUUGCACUCAAUGGAUUAGACGAAGAAGAAUUCAACGAUUUAAAAAGAACUUACAUUGAACAAUGUGAAACGUAUAUGAAUUAUGUAAUCAGGAUGCAGGAAUUAGAAAUAAAACCAAUGGAUUUUAAGUAUGCUUUACAGCUUAAAAUAAUUGUUCCAAGAGAAGACGAAUUAGAUCCCACAUCAAAUGAAGACAACUUUAAUGAUCGCUAUAAAACAAUUAAAGACGAAAAGGAUCCCAUUAUAAUGCUUGAAGAUAGUUCAUUUUUUAUUGAACAUCCGGAGACAGCAGAACUUGCAACUGAUUUUUACAAUCGAGAAAAGGUCCGAGGAAACUAUCAAGAGGGAUUCACCGGGAAACGAAGAGUAGUUAAAUUUCACAAAAUCAAUCGACAAAUUUUCAUACUUAUUCAUCCAAGACCAUAUGAAAAUUAUACAAAAUACAAGGAUAGGAUAGGCAAAGUUCGAGAAAAUUAUGUGUUUGAGGAUUCACUAGAAAUUGAACCCUUUGGACAUGAAAUUUUCAAAACGUUUAUACAACCAUUAACAGAGAAUGAAUUUAAAGAUUUAAAAUCAAGAUUUCCUAAGUUAAGUGAAACUAUGCACAGUUAUACAACAAGACUUGAAGAAUAUCGUUUACCGAUAGUAAUUAACCCAAAUUUGUUCAAAACUUUUAAACGUAGCCAAAUCCAACCAUUUGAUAAAUUUGAAAUCUACCAGUUGAGAUACCAAAAAUUAGAGUCAAACAAGAAAAAAUUAUUGGCUAAAAUGAAUAUUUCAUUCUGUGAAGAAUAUAAAGAAUAUAAUUCUUUUCCUUCAUUUUUAAAGACGUUAGAUCCUUAUGACUACAAGGAUAUGAAAGAUGUUUGUCCAAAAUAUUAUCACACAUUAACAGAAUAUAACACAAUAAUGGAAAAUCUUUAUCUACAACAAUUUGAAAUGGACAUGUUUAUAAUGAUUAAGGAAGGCUUUCCACAUUUGCUUGACAAUGAUUAUGGAAAAUACAAAUCAAGAGUAGACAAUUCCAGUUUAUCGUUUUUGAAUGAAGAGGAAUUUAUACGAUUGAAAUCCUUUAUUCCUAAACGAUUUGAAAGCUUAAACGCUUUUGAAAUCAGAAUCUCAAUAAAUAUAUAUACCGCUGAUGAUAUUGAAAAUUUCAAAAGUAUUUAUCCAAAAGUUUGUAGUACACUUGACGAAUUUACAAUAACUAUGAAAAAUAUGGGAAUAGUAUCAUUGAUUAAAGAAACAUAUGAAUUUUAUAAUAAUCAAUUUCCUGAACGCGAUGAAACUAAAUAUGAUGAUUACCAUAAGAGAGUAACUGGUAAGCAAUAUACAUAAAAAUAUAUCAAUACA
Aphis gossypii (cotton aphid) is the source of this 2601-nucleotide messenger RNA. RefSeq lists its product as uncharacterized. The transcript is spliced from 48 exons. Lineage: Eukaryota; Metazoa; Arthropoda; Insecta; Hemiptera; Aphididae. The record is from RefSeq and is a predicted model, not a curated record. Bases 97 to 2586 code for a protein of 829 amino acids.